AAAAAGAGAGUCUGAACAGCAGAACUCCCCAAUUAUUUUUAAUAAGCAAGUUUGCCUUUCUGAGAACAUUUUGUGUGUGUACACAGAUGGACAUAUCUAUUUGCAUAAAUAACCCUAGUGACUCUUUGUAAGGAUUUUACUAGAUUCAGUAUAUAACAUUAAUUCAGAUCGAGAGGGUAUAGAGGAGUAUGAGUCUUUCAUUUUGAAAGCUCGGUAUGCUGCCAUUUUGUGAGGGGGGGAGCCUGCGUUUUGAAUGUCUAUGAGAACCUGGUGCCAGCGAUCGCUCCCAUUUGGCAUCUCUCAUCCUUCAGCACUCAAAAAACAUCAAAAAAAAAAAAAAAAACAACCACCAAACAACCCUGCCACACUCUCCUGUAAGCCCAUCUUGAGGUGACAGAUUAACACCCGAGGUGGGGACGGGCCAAGGGCCACUCAGCCCGUGGCUGACCCCGGCACCCGGGAGGCCGGGCGGCCGUUACGCGUAACGGUCGUUCCCCCCUUGCCGCCAAAAGCGAGGGCGGGCGCGUUCCCGCUCCGCCCCGCAGAGGCGGGCUGGGAGCUGGGGCUUGUGGUCGGCACCUCGUGGAUGCUGCCGCGGCGUGGCGGCGAGAGGCCGAGGCCAGGCGGGGUUGGGUGCUGCCAUGGCGCAGCGGAAGGGCUCUCGUAGCCCUUACUGCCUCUUCGUGUGCGACCAGCUGCCCGAGCUGCAGCGGCGCGGGCUGCCCGUGACCGGGGUGGUCGACGCCGUGCCCUACUGCUCCGAGGCGUGGGCGUUGCUGACUAAAGAAGAAAAGAUGGCAUAUGCCGAGAAGGCUCGUAAGUGGAAUGUAAAGAAACGCUCUCAGAAGACAGCAGAACAGAUGCGUAAUCUGGCUCAUCCAGUUCCUGCUCAUCUGACCACGAAGGUGCCCAGUGCUACUUCUCUUCCAGAUGCCUCUAUGUCUUGGAAGAACGAUCAGGCUGUGGUCACAGAUAUCUUCUACUUCCUGAACAUUUACAGCCAUGGCAAGCUGCCAUCCCACUGUGAACAGCGCUUCCUUCCUUGCGAGAUUGGGUGUGUCAAGUACUCCCUACAGGAUGGCAUAAUGGCUGAUUUCCAUCACUUCAUAGACCCAGAAGUACCGCCGCGUGGUUUUCGGUACCACUGCCAGGCUGCUAGUGAUGCCACUCACAAGAUCCCUAUAUCUGGAUUUCAUCUUCUACGUACUUGUUAUGCUGUUGUCUUACGGGAACUUCUUGAGUUUGUCCAGCCAGCCAGAGGUGUUCGGCCAUAUUUUUACUGCAGGUCUAACGACAGAUUCCGAAUUAACUGGUGUCUCCAUCGAAUGGCUAGCCUAACAGGCAUUGAGAGCCAUCCAGAGCUUCUUGCUGUAGAAGACCUGGUAAUAGAACUUUACCAUAAGAAAUACCAGAAGGAGCCAUCCAAGAAUUGGGUGUGUAGAGAACUGGAUGCCUUCCUGUGGGAUUUCUCCAGUAAUACCAGGUGCAAGUGGCAUGAAGAGAAUGAUAUACUCUGCUGUGCUUUGGCGUCCUGUAAGAAAAUUGCUUAUUGCAUCAGUAAAUCUUUAGCUAAUGUGUAUGGAGUCUCACUCACAGCUGCUCACCUGCCUCUUCAAGACUCUGAUUGUGGUAAAAGCACAAAUACCAAGAUGGUGGUGCUGGCUGCUGGACGUUUUCAGAAAAUGAAGGCUGAAGAUUCUGGAUGUGACAGACAUUUCACUUCUCCAAGUCAGGAUCAAGAGUUUGUCCCUUCUAAUUGUGAUUCUCCAUGUGGUGUGAAGACUUCCCUUUAUGGAAUAAGUACCAUGCGAGGAAGAGGAAUUACUCGUUUGCUGAAAAGUGCAUCUGAUCUGUCCAAGUCUGUUAGUAACUGAUAAUCUUUUUUACAUCCAGGACAUCUGUAAAUUCUGAUUUUUUUCCUUGUUUCCCUAAGGUAACCAGCAGCUUCUCCAGACUGGAGUUUUUCAUCUUAUGUGCAACCUUUGGCAGUUCAAGCUUUUGUUAGAAUGAUAAAACUAUUGACUGGAUUUAAAGAUGAUGAAAAUCUUGUUUAUUUUAUACAGGAAGACUUAUUUUGAAGAGACGCAACAAUUGCAUCUUGUCUUUAAAGCCAGUUCUAUUUCUUAAUGGGUGGAGUGCAAAUUCAAGAUUGAGUCAGUAUCAUUCGAUUAGAAUAAUUCUUUAGUGGCCAACGUGACUUUAAAGCAGUGCUUGAAUUCUUCUUUAAUAACCUCUUUCCGCUCUUCUCUGUGAGGAAGGUAGAAUUUCAGUGCAUAAGUCUCUUCCCAUAAAAUGAUCAAGGGUGGGGAGUACUGGAGGUAUGAAGGGCUGCACUAGGGGAAUUAAAGGUAUAAUGGUCUUGAAGGUUUGCUCAUAAUCUGUUAAUUCCAGUGAUGAAGAAUUGAGUGGCCAUUCAAUGCAAAAAAGCAGACUGUCUUGGAAGAAAUGCGGUGGCAAAUUUACCUCUCAAUUUUCUUUUAGUGGCACAGACUACAUACAUCAGGAACAAGUACAUAGAUAUUGUUUUUAUCCUUUGCAUCGGUUUUCUGUUUAAAAAAUGCAUAUGCCUCAAACUUACAGACCAAAGAGGAGUGUAGGUGAUAUGAGGGUUUUUUUGAAAGGAACAUGAAAUUCUAUCUGAGAUUUUAAUCUCCAGAUAUAAUUUCACAAGUUUGGUCAGGAUGGGUAGAUACCAGUCAUAAUUAUUUGAGGGCACAUAAAAAGAGGGAGACUGAUGUGUCACUAGGAAGUUACAUGUUCCAUUUUAUGGAGGUACAAGUCUGGGAUUAGUCCCUAAAAUGUUGUCUGAGCCCCAUCCUUAGUCCAUGUGUCUUUAAGCGAAUGAUUCUCAGGAAUGAGAGCGCCUAUUUUUUUUUUAUUUUUUUUUGAGUUGUUUUCUACAUUUUGUUCCAACAGAGGUCCAGUUGUGAAAUACUAUUUCCAUAGCAACUAACUAUGAGAAGAUAUUUAUUUCAUCGCCUGUUGGAACUGAAACUCAAAAUUAGGUAGUUCUUUUGGAUAAUGGGGGGGGUGGGGAAAACACACACACACAAAGAGGUCAUCACAUUUAUUAAUAAACUCAAGCAUGCUCAUCAGUAUGUCAAAAAGGCCAUUUGCUGGUGUAGUUGGGAACCUCAUACAGUUGCUGUUGCUUUACAGCCAGUUGAGGCCCUUCUGCCAGUAUUGCAGGAUCACUGAACAAUUUUGAUGCCUCUUAUAUCUAACUGCUAUAGUAUAUAUAUAGGUGUAUAUAUAUAGGUAUAUAUAUAUACCUAACUGCUUAUAUCACUGAAUUUUCUUGAAUUAUUCUGUAUUUCCUUCCUUUGAGGCUCCUGCUAAAUUUCACUAGACAGGGGACAAUAAGCCUCUAAGAUUGAUAUUUACUAAGGAAGCACUUGGGAAUGUUGUAACAGAGUUAAGAGUGUAUAUUUAGUAGUGAUAAAGGCUUCUCUUCACUGAAAUGGGGUUGUUCAAGUUUUAAGUUUCUUAACUGAGAACCAUUGCUGCAUUGACAUUUUAAAACACACAGAACUUUAAUCUUUGAAUUAUUUUCAGAGGUCAGUGUUGCAAUAAAUGUUUCAUGUUUCAGUUCUUAUGAAGAAGGUCAUUCAUUAUAAUUAAAAUAUUCAGUAUCAGUGUAAGUGCGCUAACCUUCGAGCAUUUGUUACUGUGCUUUAGUUAUUAUAUAUCUUCAAGUCUGAGAUAAGAAUCUGAGCAGAAAUGGAAAAAUGCAGAGUUAGGGUUUCAUGGCAUGCCUAUACCUUAUGACCUGUAACUUAAAAUAGUAUGUAAGACUCAGCUAUGUGCUGUAGGCAGUGGGCUAUUAACUAGGGCAGUAAUUGUCUUACUGUAAUAACCAACAACCUGUGGUGGUUUUUGUAGUAAAAAUUGUAAGAUCAAUGUAAUAAGAAUGAGUAUGCUAACUUGAUGUAACCCAUUUAAUACUCGUGUUCUGCAUAUAUUGAGGAGGUUCCCUAACAGUUAUUGGGGGAUGAUAGAAAAAGUUUUCAUUUUGGAGCUCUGCUUCCCUGGCUGUUUUGCCAUUUGAAACUGUUUGAUUUGUUGAAAAAUAAAUUCUGCUUAAUAAACACAAUACAGUCAUGCCUCUCUCCUUUAAUGGAAAAGAUGAGGAAAAGAUGAUGACUUACAGCCUUAGCACACUUCUUAAGUGCAAUGUAGUGGUAAGGUGCAAAUUGUGCGUCAAAAUUGGAACAAAAUUUGCAUGACAAAAUUCUCAAGGGGAACUAAAUCCAAUAUUUUGAGUGAUGCAGCCUGGCAGCUUUAAACAUGUACUUUCCACAUGGUAAAAAGUAACUAACUUAGUACUCCCUGCGUAUGGUUGUAUAGGUACAAUAGAAAUGGAACUGUCUGAAGAGUUGUUUUUGUAAAGGAGAUGCUUAGUAGAUUCUAUCAGAUGUGACUUUUUCUCCUCGUAUUAGUGUAGCUUGCUCAGUCCUGUGACAGUACUGGGUAAAAGUCAUCUUGGCUUUGCAUGUGCAUUAAAAAGUUAGUAAGUAUUUUUGUUCUUGUUAUACGAGUAAGUAGAUGAAUUGUGUGUUACUCGCUACUAUAAAGGUUUUGACUAGGAAAACAGUUGUCUGAGGGUCAUAAAAAGAGUGGACUGUGGUGACAACUUUGGUGAUCUAGUCUAUGACAUCAGUAUAUUAACCUGUGAUCACAUAUUUCUUUUAUUUUGUUCUAUUCAAAGAGUAUGCAACUGGUAACUGAUACUGGAAAAAAGAAGUCAUGUUCAUGUGGAGUAAUAUGAAGUUACUGCUUCUGUUUAGUAUGAUCUAUGAAUUUGACUGUUACUUGUGCACUUCUGCCUUGUCUGCCUUCUCCUUUCAAUACGCUGUAAAAACCAGGUAUGCAGAAGAAGUUCUAUUGACCACCAUCUCUACCUCAGCUGAGAAUAUUCUUAUCAGUACCUUGUAUUCUGAUUUAGCAGGAAUAUUCUCUUAAAUAUAUAAAUAUAUACUGUAGAUACAGUAAUACCUGGUUUUGAUGUCUUUAAUUUGAAAUUCAUUUUGGAAGGCUGAUCUUACCAGUAAAGGUGAAGGUGAAAAAAGCAUUCAGCCACUUAACCUUCCUCUUGUCCUUUAUGACCAGGUCCCCAUUCUGAUGCACCUGUGGAAGUAAUUCUUCUUGCCCUUCAUGUACUUCACCAGAUGUAGGUUUGGAUGGGCUUUGGCUUUCCUAACCCCACACCUGCACACUCACACAGCAUUUCUGUAUUUCUUCCAGAUUGCUCAUCCCUGCUUCUGACUCCUGUAUGUUUCCUUUUUAUGUCUUUGUCAGGAGCUCUUUGGUCAGCCUCCACUUGUUUUCCUGGUUAUCUUGGAGGAGUUUAUACCUGAAAAAUCUAUAAGCUUGCCUGAACCUCUCUUCAGGACCAUAUGCCACAAGAUUCUUCCAAGCAGAUCUCUGAACAGGCCCAAGACUGCUCUCCUGAGGUCCAGGGUCAUGAUCCUACUUUUUUUCUGUCCUCUUAGGAUCCCAAAUUCUACUUCGUCGUGGUUACUGAAGCAAAGUUUGCCCCCCCAGCCUUCACAUCCCUGACCAGUUCUUUCUGGCUUGUAAGUAUGAGGUCCAGCAGAGAGAACCUCCCCUCCUUGCCUUCUCAGUCACUUGUGUCAGGCUUCUUCCAGUUGUCUGAAGAAGGUUUCGUGUAUGUCUUUCUGAUAAGGCUGUUUACAGCAGACACCCACUAGAAUGUCACCUGUGUUGCUUUGCCCUCUGGUCCUGACCUGUGAGCUCCUGACUGACUCAUUGUUCAUCCCCAGGUGGAGCUCUGUGUAUUCCAACUGCUCUCUCACAUAAAGAGCAACUCUCCUUCUCCCCUCCCAGGCGUGAGAAAACAAGCUGGACAGUAAGUCAUGCAUGGGAAGGGAGGCUUAGUAAUCUCUUUACUCUUUGAGGCCUCUAGGCUGAAUACUUGUGCCAGUUUUAGGAUCUGCAUGAUAACUAGUUAUUAGAGAGUCUUUGCUGUGUCUAAAGUAAUAUUAGUCUUUAUUACAUCUUUAGCAAUCUGUUAUCAAAAUCUUAAACAGAAGACAGUAAUUUGUUGGGGAUUUUCUGGGUGGAGGGUCUGUCAAAUACUAGGUGUUGGAUUUUGCUGUUUGAGUGCAUGUUAAACUACAGGAAGCAGUGCUGUGAUCCUUGAUCACAUGGCACAGUUGAUACUCCUUCCACUGUGUGUGUUCUUUACCAGCUACCUUGGGCGAGGUCUCUGCUGAGUCAUUCCCAAAGGGAAAACUGGCUUUCAUUUUGGGGACCCUGGGUCUUGAGCCAUGACAUUCAGAUGCCAUUGUGCUGAAGGUCAGAUUCUUCCAACUAAAAAUUUAUGUUUGGUGAAUGAAAACGUGUAUUCAAGGAAACCCUGUCUGGAUUUCCUUGCAAAAUAGCUGUAGUUUUCUGUUCCUGAUAUCUCUAAAAAACCCUGCAUAAUUGAGAAGGAUCGUGCUUUUUGACCUGUUAGUUGAAUUAAAAAAUGCUAAUCUUUUCCCCUAGCAAGAAUUUACAACUUUGCGCAAAAGUUAAGUGACUCAAGUAUAUGUGUGAGACUGAGGUUUUAAUUUUUGGUUGAUCAAUAGAUGCAUAUGCAGCUGACUGUAAAAGGCUUUAACUACAUCUUUCCAUUUGGAAGAGUAAAUAUACUGUAGUGGGGCAGGGGAAAAGCAAGUUUGUUAUUUAGUUUCUGUUCUCUUCAUGUCUUCUGCAGGGUUAUCAAUGCUCACUUUCACCCUAGAAUGAGCUGCCAAUUAAUUUUCUAUUGCAGUGAUUCAGAAAAAUGAAAAAUAUUGGCAAACGCUUUUAUUAGUCUAACCCUGUAUUAUCUCUGUUCCCUCACUUUUCCUUGGUUUUGUCUUAGAAGCUCCCACAAGCUUCUCUAAUUACUAUUUUGAAAUAAUUUCCCUCACUUCCUAGUGAACAGGUGAAAGGCAGGAGAGAGAAGUUCCAAAUUCCCCUAUGUUGGGCUAUAAUAAAUUUAGUACUAGUUCCACUGCAUCCAGAAAUUAUCUUGACAGUUUGUUCAUUGUACUGUGAACUUCUUCAGAUAGAAGAUUGCCUUGGUGGCUUUCCUGGAACAGAUGAUACAAAUAAAUAGAAAAGUAGUGCUGUUACUCUAGCAACAAGAAUUGUGAGAUAAUUAACUCUUGUCUGUCUAGUCAGUUCUGAAUUGUGCACUGUACUGAAACUUGUAAUAAGCAGUGGCAGAGCUGGCUUUUGUGUCUGUGUAAUGCUGGAAGUGUUUCUCAAAAUCAUGAGAAGAGUGAGGAAGGCAGUGAGGGCAAACCUUGGGGGUUAUGCAGGAAAUGGGUAGGGGUGGAAUCCCUGGGGGGCAACUCUGAAAAAUAAAUAAGUUCAUUAAGGUUGGCAGCUCAUUAAGAGCAGCAUCUUCCAAAUGCAAAAACAGCCCAGGAAUUCAGGUAGAUCUAUCAGGGGACUGUCUUGUCUUUACACGGAACUCGUGGCUGCAGCUUAGUUCUAGUGCGGUGUAUAGCAGGUGGGAGCAGGUGUGAGAUACAGAGGAAGAAUUCACAAACACUAGCCAGGAACAUAGGGCUGGUUUUUGGAAAGCCAAAGCUCACCUGGAGUUGGUACUUGCAAGGGAUCAAGGUCAACAAGAAGAACUUUUAUGACUUUGUUAACAGUGGAAGACUGAACAGGGAAAAAGUGGUUCUGUUGCUUAGUGGUGUGAGUGAUGGUAGUAAUGUGGCCGGAGUAACACAGAUAAGGCUGGGGUGCUCAGUACUUUCUUUGUUUCAGCCUUAUUAACAAGGUCUCUCAGAUCUGUGUAUUCAGGAAGGGUUCAGGGAGUGGAUGGAGUCAGGGAUCAGUUGGCUGUGUAAAGAGUAAAGUAGGAAUUUAUCAAUACUUUUCCACCCGGUCAUUCAUUUUCUGUCAACUUCCUGCCUUUUGAGGGAAUUGGGUAUUGAAGUCGGAUACAGGUACAUUAAUUCUUUCAAAUUAAGUAAGUAUCGCUAGCUUUCCCCAUCCUUUCCCCAAAUAUGUUAGUGCUGCUUUAAUUUUGUUUAAAGUUGUGGGUAUACUACAGGCUCUUGGAUUUAUUCCUGCUUCAAAAGACACACAAGAAGGACAAGUAAUUAAUUCAGUCACAGGAAAACCUUGAAGUAAGAUAGGAAUUUGAAUAUCUGUAUUUCUGGUUGACUGAGUUUAAUAAAUUGGUUGAGGAAAAACACAUGUAGCAUUCUGAUAAAUACACAUCUCCCAAAAUGUUGGUCUUAUUAAAAAAAAAAAAAAAAGAAAAAAAGAAAA
Messenger RNA from Columba livia (rock pigeon), 8280 nucleotides. It is a transcript of the gene MAEL, whose product is annotated as maelstrom spermatogenic transposon silencer. Gene Ontology annotation, molecular function: sequence-specific DNA binding. The record is from RefSeq and is a predicted model, not a curated record. Gene Ontology annotation, cellular component: nucleus; P granule. NCBI's taxonomy places the organism in Eukaryota, Metazoa, Chordata, Aves, Columbiformes, Columbidae. The coding region runs from base 642 to 1874 and encodes 410 amino acids. The transcript has 12 exons. Gene Ontology annotation, biological process: spermatogenesis; male meiotic nuclear division; regulation of miRNA-mediated gene silencing.